AUGGGGACGCUACAAGAACGAAAAGAUAUUCCACCGUGGGUGAAAGCUCCCGAAGACUUGAAAGAUCCCGAGGUGUUGCAGGUCCAGACGCAGCUCUUGGAGGCUUUGUUUGGCCCAGCGGGAUCUCGAAUCCCGUACAUCGAGCAAGUGAGCAAAGUCAUGCUCGAGCUAAAGGUUCUGGAAUCCUCGGACCUCACGGAGGUCGUGGUUUAUGGCUCUUACUUGCACAAGCUCAGGGCCAGGUGGAUGCUCCAGUCCAUGGCCGAAUGGCACCGCCAGCGACAGGAACGAGGGAUGCUCAAACUUGAGGAUGCCAUGAAAGCCCUAGAGCUAGGUCCUUGGAUGAAGUGAAGCCAGUUUGCAACCCGCGUACCUGGAAUCAGGAUUUAAAGAGUAAACUCUGUCUCCAGAGGUGGAAUGCAUGUGGUCUGUUUGAAAUUCUGCUCCAGUCUGACAAGGAAAAAACAGCUGAUUUUUGGGUCUCCGCCUUUGUCUCAGUCCUAAUGUGGCUUUUC
Molecule: messenger RNA, 515 nt
Organism: Lontra canadensis (Northern American river otter)
Lineage: Eukaryota; Metazoa; Chordata; Mammalia; Carnivora; Mustelidae
Product: developmental pluripotency-associated 5 protein
Exons: 3
Coding region: 1-351 (116 amino acids)
Biological process (GO): regulation of gene expression
Cellular component (GO): cytoplasm
Molecular function (GO): mRNA binding
Source: RefSeq, a predicted model, not a curated record